Molecule: messenger RNA, 2262 nt
Organism: Dictyostelium purpureum
Lineage: Eukaryota; Evosea; Eumycetozoa; Dictyosteliales; Dictyosteliaceae
Exons: 2
Coding region: 1-2262 (753 amino acids)
Biological process (GO): positive regulation of transcription by RNA polymerase II
Molecular function (GO): transcription cis-regulatory region binding; metal ion binding
Source: RefSeq, a predicted model, not a curated record
AUGGAAAAUCAGAAUAUAAUAGGUUCGGGAGAACAAUUAAAAAUUGAUAAUACUUCAGUAUUACCACAAAAAAACAAUAGAAAUAAUAACAACAAUAGCAGCAAUAGUAAUAGUAAUAAUAGAAAUAACAGAUACAGACAUAAUAAUAAUAAUAAUAAUAAUAACAAUAAUAAUAGAAAUAGAGUAAAUAGAAAUCAUUAUAAUGAAGAUGAAGACCCAGAGCUCUUAUUAGCUUUUGAAAUUAGUAAAGCUGAAUAUGAGGAACAACAAAAGAGAAAUAAUACAUCAUCUACCAAUACUACCAGUACUACUACUAAUACUACAACUACCACAACAACAAAUACAGCACCAAUAAAUUUAUCAAACAAUAACAAUAGUACACAAACCCCGCAAACUAACAGUGGUGGUUUAGAAAAUAAAAGAGGCAAAAAGGGUCAGGUUGAUAUGACUCAUUUAUUAAAGUUUCAAUCAACAUCACCACAUCAUCGUAGCCCAUAUAUAAAUUCAUCAUCACACAUUAAUUCAAAUUCAUAUCGUCCACCCAGAAAUAACUAUCGUGGUAAUUCAUCAUCAAAUAAUCAUAAUCAUAGUCAUAAUCAUAAUCAUAAUCAUAAUAAUCAUAAUAACAAUAGAAAUAAAAACAAUUAUAAAAAACCAAUUCAAGAUACUACAUUUUUACAAGCAAAUUAUUUAUUUAAAAUCAACCCCUUUGGGAAUUAUUCAAAUGCACUUAGAGAGGUCGAUAGUAUUGUUUCAUGGAACAAAGUUGAGCAGGUCGUAUAUUUAACACAUGAGGAAACUCAGUUUCAAUGUCCAAUCUGUUUAGAUAAUCCAGUUAUCCCAAAGAUUACAAAGUGUGGUCAUAUCAUGUGCUAUACAUGUAUUUUAAGAUCAUUAUUUCAUACCACAAAAUGCCCACUUUGUUUAUUACCAAUCGAAUCAAAGGAGGAUUUAAAGAGUUUAGAAAUUAAGAAAACCAAAAAGUAUAAAGAUGGUGACGAAAUUUCAUUGCAAUUGGUCAAAUAUCAAGAGGGUUCAACUGUACCAUUCCUUUCGACUGAACCUAUUCCCGAAAAGAUUUCAUUCCCGCUAAAUGGUGAAAAGAGUUGCUUAUUCUCAAAAUUUUCAAUUAUCAAAAAUAUCAAUGAAAUUGUUGACGCAGAAACCAACCAAGUUAUUCGUAGUAGGGAGGCCGCCAUCAGUGAAUGUGAUUCAGAAUUACUCAAGUUUUUAAAUGAGGCUUUAUUAGGUAUCCAAGAUAGACAGGAGUCAUUUAAAAAAUUACUUGAAACCAGAUCCUCUGAAAAUUCAACUUUUAUUACAAUACCAAUAAAGAGUUCAAACAAAAAAGAUUUUGACAGUUAUCAGUGCAGUAAUAAUUUUGAAAUUAGAAUGGCUUUGGAAGAGUAUUUUAAUUCAACAGAGCAGGAUUGUUCAACUCCAGAUGAAAAUUCAGAUGAUGAAGAAAAUAGUAGUUUAAAUAAUUCAAAUACAAAUUUAUCUAAUAAUAAUAGAAAUAAUGAUAGUAUCAAUAGUAAUGAAAGUAAUAGUAACAUCAACAUUAAUAAUAGUAAUAAUAUUAAAGUACCAUUAUCAACACUAUCAUCCACCAAUAGUGUACCAGGUGCUGAAUUAAGCCUAGAGUCAUUUUCAUACGAAAAUCAACCAUCAAAUGGAUUGUUUUAUUUAUAUCAAUCAGAGGAUGGCCAAAAGAUUUAUUUACACCCAUUAUGUAUGAAAAUUUUAGAUUAUGAAUAUAAAAAGGCCAAUACAUUACCAGAUAAAAUUACAGCCAAGGUUUAUGAGUUUGAGGAUUAUCAAGUUACAGAACAAUCUAGAAAACAGUAUAAAUCAUUCAAUGUUUUGGCACUUACCACUGGAAUCACAUUUGCAGAAAUUGAUCUUAGUUCAGUUGUUUCAAAAGAAACCCUUCAACAUUUCCAUAAAGAUAUUAAAAAAAGAAAAGAUGCAAGAUUUAAUAAAAAGAAAAAAGAACAAAAAAUUCAAAGAGAUAAAGAACUUGAAAGGGCAAAAGAUUUAGAAAGGGCCCUUGAGCUAAGGGAAAUCUCUAGAAAAGAGAAACAAUUAGAAAUGGAAAGAGAGGCUCAAAGAAUUGAACAAGAAAAGAAGGAUAGAGAAGAGCAAUUAAAAAAUUCAGCAGGUCAAAAAAUCAAAAGACAAUUAGGCUUUUUAGAAGCCAUACAAACUCAUAAAAAUAUUGAUUCACCAGAUGAAUUCCCUUUAUUAUUUGCAAAAAAAUAA